UCAUGCGCAAAGCUUCAUUUUCACGUUGUAAAUAAACUGCAAAAUGAUAAAUUCGAACAUUAAUUUAAGGACUCUAUCUACAAUGAUAAUCAUUUCCCAACACAGCUUAAAUAAUGCCAAAGUCUCGUAAAAGUAGAAGUUCAAGUCCUCAAAAGAAUCCCACAUUAGAAAAUCCAGUGGAAUUGGCCAGACGGGAAACUCUGCAAAAUGUCAAAGAUAUAUUCUUUGAUUCAGUUGAUGAAGACAUCGUCGAAGAAGUUCUAAAACAGUGUAACUGGAAAGAUGUAGAAGCUGUUGAGAAGCUCCUGCUUAUUGCAGCCAGUGAGGAAAAGAAAAAGACCACAAACAAUCUGCAGACUAUAGCAGCAGGACUGAUUGGCCCUGCCCACACCAAUGUCUUCAACGCACCAAGCCAACUGUCUCCGUCCCAGAAAGUUAUCCAAAGACCGCAAAAGGGUUCAGCUAAUAGCAGCCGUACUGCCAGCCCCUCUACCUACACCCAUGACCCUUACAAUGCCAGGGGUGGAGCCUCCCCACUUCAUGCCUCCAUCGCUCAAAACACACUUCCUAUCAACGAUGAUGAACAUUUUCCCAGCUUAGCCUCUGCAGUUGUCUCAAGGCCCGAUGGGUAUUUGUCCAGUGGGUCUCAGCGACUUCAGGGGGAUCGUAAGCAGCAGGCUGCAGCGCCCAUUAAAGGGGCCCUGUUGUCCCUGGCCCAGAAUGCCUACCAGCAGCAAUAUGAUGACGCAGAGGGGGCCCAGAGGUGGGAACAAUGCAAGCAAAAUCUCAGUGAACAUUACUUGGAAAAGUUUUCCAAGCAAUCUGCAAAAUUGGAAGAAAAUAGCGAUAAUAUUACAGUUCCCAUUUCGAGGCCAGUUUUUGCUGGUAGUCAAGCUGGGAGGUCAGAGAAUGGGGUCCAAACAAGUACCGGUAGGAAGUUUCCUGUUCGUCUGCUUAGUAGUGAUCUGGAUGAAAAUACAGUGGGAAAUCCAGCUGGGGUAAACUUUCGGUCUAAUAUUCUAGAACAGAAAAAAGAUUCAAUGCCUGGAAACAGUGGAAAUAGCAAAUUAGAGAGACAGAAUAGUACAGAACUUAAUGAAACCGUUUUAAAAUGUCUCCAAGAAGUCGAGAAUGAUUUGCUAGAUGAGCAUGAGUUUCCCAUGAAGUCUCGAAAUGUUGAUAGUGUAAAUGUUAAAACUGAAUCACCUAAGGCAAAUCAGCCCAUGACCUUACCAACGAUAGGGCUGCUUUCAGCUGAUGCAGCUGAAUUUGUUCCAAGACCCAAGCCUGUUUCCUCCCCAGCAGACGACUCUGGUGAGAUACCAUCUAAUGAUAAAAACUCAGACAACUUAUCAAAUGUAUCUGGUCCCACAUCACAGCGACCGAUAUCAAAUUCAAACGCUGUACACAAGAAAGGCGGAGUUAGAAAUCCAGCACUAGAUCACACAGAAUCUCAUUCAGUAAACCCACCAUUGGCUGUAAGCCCAGGGCUAAGCGCAGGUGUAAGUCCCCCUGUGUCCCAGGUAAGUCCAAUCGCAAACCUUACAGGGAGUCCCAUGUUCAUUACCCCCAAGUGGAUGAACAGGCCACCAUUGGCACAGAUAAAUGCACCAACCAGGUUUGUGGCAGCUGGACCCCAGACUGUGACCCAUGCUGCUCUAGGACAAGCCGCCCGCUUGGGCUAUAGGUUUCCUCUGCGGUACCCACCACAUGUGGUGUUCACGGCCGCCCCUGCGCCGCGCCAAUUCCAUGUAGCAGGACUCCCAGCUCACUACGUGCACCAGCAGCCUGUUCCUAUGAAGGAUAGCAUUGAAGACAGGGCUGUCAUUGCUACUGGACAACCAAUAAUGGCCACUGCUGAGUCUGCUAUUCAUGCAUCUUCAACAGUCAUCAAAAAGCCGCCUCUAUCCCCCCUGGAGCAGAAGGUGGAGAAAAUCCGACAGCUACAUACCAGUGGCAUUAAAGUGCUGGUUAUAGUGAGGGGUCUGCCAGGAAGUGGGAAGUCCACCCUUGCCAGAAGUCUACAGAUGCAGUCAGGAAUUGUGCUGUCGACAGAUGAUUUUUUCAUGAAGGGUGGUUUAUAUGAGUAUAACAUGGACAAACUGCCUGAUGCACAUAAAUGGAAUAGAGAUAGGGCAAAAGAAGCCAUGAAGAAAGAACAGAGCCCCAUAAUCAUUGACAACACUAACACUCAGAAGUGGGAGUUCAACGCCUAUGUAAACAUUGCUAACAACCUUAAUUACCAUGUGGAGCUAAUGGAGCCAGAUACACCUUGGAAAUUCAAGCCCGCAGAGUGCGCUAAACGAACAGUACAUGGUGUGCCGCUUGCCCAAAUACGGGGCAUGUUGGAUCGAUAUGAGCACAACAUCACCAUUGAGGCUGUUGAAAGCAUUAGGAAGGGAAAAACAAGGACCAGAGAGGAAAUCAUCGAAGUAUCUAGCUCAGAUAUACCUUCAGUGCCUUGCAAGGAAAAUGCAGAAUGCAUAGUGAUAAAGGAUGGCAGUGUGAAUGAUACAAAUGGUGGGGUCAAUGAAUGGACAGAGAUGGACAGAAUACAGAACUUGUACAGAGGGGAUGACCUGCGCAUGCUUAAACAGAGGUCUGCAGAGUCGGAUUCUGACAGUAUCUCUACAGAAACCGUUAGCAUGCAUUCAGAAUCAAGAUCCAAUACGUCCUCACGCACAGCUUCUCCCAAACCUCUUAGGCCCUCUUUGAUGACCCUGGGGUCACAUCACAAAGUUGAAAAGAGCAGGCUUAAACAGUUGACUGUCAAACCAACAGCCCAAAAGGUUUCCCUGAAAUCUAUUACACAGAUUGAAGAAACCCUGUCAACUGAGUCGGUUAUGAUAGUUAAUGAUUUAAUAAACGAGCAUGCUACAAAUAAGGCUUUAUCGAAUGAAGAUGUAAAUAAACUGGAAGAAGGUUUGAAAGCGUUGUUAAGUAUAACGCUGAGUAACAUGUCUGAACUUAGAUCAGCUGAGGAAUUGAUAAGCAUAAAGUUACGCAGUCUUAUUCAUGGGAGCUUUGAAGACAGCGAAGAGGUACCAAAAGUGGACGACAUUAGCGUAUCGGUCACUCCAGACUUGACAGAUGAUGCUAGUGGAAGCAUGCAUUCUGAGUUAAGUGUGCCAUAUUCAGUAGAUUUAAACGGAGAAAAUGAAGCACACCCUUUGUCUUGCAUUACAGACACUGAAUACGAAUUAAAGCCCGGUGCUUCAGCAAUCCAUGAAGAAACAGUCCCCUCUGAAACUCAGACUGAAUCUACUGAUGUAAGCAAUCCAGUCAAAAGACCUGCAGCUUCUUGGAAGGAUAUUGCUAAGCCCUUGAAAUCAAAUGAUCCAGUGUUUACACAUUCUACGGAUGCCAUAGUGAACUAUGUAUUCUCAACAUCAUGGGAUAAUGUCGCGUAUGCAAAUGGGACAGGGGCUCCUGAUUUUGAAAAACAAUAUUGGAAUGAAGGUUACAAUCAUUACAACGAAUCAUCUGCAAUUGCAGAACCUGAAUCUCGGACCACUGAAAACGGUGAGGGUGAUUGGGAACAUUAUCCUAGCCAAGAGUUGGUGGAAAGUUGUGCUAGUGAGAGUCUUGAAGUCGCCGAGACUGCGUGGGAACAGUUGGCAAAGCCUCAGAGGAGAAAGAAAAAACAACAAAAGCUAAAUAUUGUAACAAGUCAGCCAUUAAAUGGGAAUUCAUCUGUAAAUACAUCUUAUAGUAGAAAUAGUGGUCAAGCCAUUAGCCAGGAAGGUGUUUCUGAAGAUCUCAUGCAUGAAUUAGAUUCAACCUUUGAUACCAGCAAAGCUACAACUGAUGCCAAUUCAGAAAACGCUAAUAGCACUGAUGAUUAUACCACCCCAAAUGAGACAGCUGGCCAUUCUGAUGGGGCUAAGGAAAUUGAGAUUGAUAUUGAUAAGGAGAAGGCAUGUGCUAAUGAUAAUACCGGUGCUUUAACUAGUGAUGAACAGACACUUGAAAGUAUAAAUCAAUGUGUGCAAGGAAACUGUGUGAAUGAUUCAUUAGAAGCCAUUAAUAAAGCAUACUCAGAAUCAGAUGAAAUCGAACAUCAGUCAACAAUAAAUGGUGAAUGUGAGUUAAAUAUUUGUGAUAAAGAAAUAAAAAACUGUAGUGACCAAACUUGUGUAACGGAAGACAUUCAAGAUAAGAAAAUUACUGAUGAAGUUUCAUCUCCUAAAGCUAAGAGAAGUGGAAAACAAAGAGGAGCAAAACUUGCACCAUUUUUGGAUCAACAAGACAAAGAAAAAUUCAAAACAAGUGAAUGGAGAACCCUCCCCAUCACAUCAGAAGAUUUCAGAUCAGAGACUGAAAAGACAGCAAAGGACAGCAUGGAUAGAAAACAUGCAGACUGUAUGACAGAGAUAGAUAUGUUUAAAACAGUUGAAUUACUUAAUCGUGGUGGUUUCAUAGAUAGCAACAUUAAGUAUCUAACUGGUAAAUCUAUGAAAGUUAAUGGACUAGAUAGAAGAGACUUUCAAGUAGAAAAAGGUAAAAAAAAUGAAACUUUUGGUGUUAGAAGUUUUCAUCAAAGUACAUCCACUGGUGAUCUCUCUGACUUUUACACUAGCAAUAACGUCGAAUUCUUGCAAACCACUUUCCCCAAUGUCCCGAUAGCAGAUUUGGAAUGCGUGCUUCAUACUUGUGGCGGGAAUGUUGAAUGGGCCAUUAAUCUUAUUGUAGACUGGGAUUACAGCUUGGAUCUUACAGAAGACGAAAAGCGUAGGUUUACUGAAGGAAUGCUUAAAGUUCAAAGAAGCAUCGACCAAGAAUCUGGCGAUACUUUGCUUCCUUGUAAAACCUCCCCAGCAAAACUCCUGGAUAUGUGUUUCAGUGUAGUAGAGAUUAAACUUCACACCAGUAGAGAAGUCCUAGAGCGACAAAUGAUUCAGACUGCGAAAGUGAGACUUGACAGAAUAGAAACGGACUCCAUGACGAAAAUUCGGUACCGUCGUUCAACUAGUGUUUCUGAGUCAGCAGCCAGUGGUGUGGAUGUUUCACAUUCGAGUGCUGGGAACACUUCACUAAUGAGGUAUCUCAGUUCUUCAGAUUCAUCUUUUCAAACUUCAUUCACCCUAGGACCAGAAAUAGAUUAUAGUAUGUUUCGCUAUGAGCCAUCGUCGGAAAGCUCUGGGAGUGACAACGGUAAAACCUCUCUGGACUUAGUAGAAAUCAAAGACAACCAACAGAGAGCAACUGUUCAAGAGGUGGAUGGUUCAGACCCAGCUCAGGACAGUGAUGUGUGUGACUUGGGUCAUUCAGGAGCCCAGAUGCAAAUAGAGUUGGACAGGGCAGUGCUGGAACAGCUGGAGUCAGAGUUUGGAAAGAUUCACUACGGGCAAGAUACGAGCAAUGUGGUUGUUCAGCUCCGCUCGGACACUGCAUACCGACUGUACCAGGACAUUCAACGUAGUCUGGCCAGCCAGGCAGAGUCUACACGUAAACUUCAGCUCUUACAGGAUGAGGAGCUUGCCAAGCGGCUGCAGCAAGAUGAGCUGUCCUCCAACAGCCCUAGGAGUCGACGUGGCAAGGUAGACCUGCCCAGCACGAGACCACAGAGAAUGGACAGGCCAACAGCUGUGGUAGGAUUUUCUGUAAAAGGAAGCCUUCCCAUGAAUGAGGUGUUAAAGAGAAACCCUACACCAGUCCAAUCCCUGACUGACAUCAUGAACGAAGAAAAGAAAAUACAGCAGCAGGAACUGAACUUUGAUGAGCUGUUGCGUAUUGAAGGUGGAGAGCCCAUGUUGGCUACGCGUCUCAAACUGGAGAAACUGUUCAGCUUCUUCCCUGACAUCGACAGAGAGUUCCUGGAGAAUGUCUUCAGGGUCCACUGUUUCAACCUCAGUGAGACCAUUGAGUCCAUCAAGCACAGCCGAGGUGAGCAUGUGACCCAGCCCUCCAGUCAGCCCCAUGGGGACUGGGAGAGUGAACAGAGACUGAUAGAGCGCACCAAGAGGCAGAGCAUGCAGGACAUGCUGGAUGCAUACAUCUACCACCCUGUGGUGAGCAAGGACUACCAGGACGGCGCAGCACCAGAGUACGAGGACUACAGAGGGGAGGCCACUCUACACCACCGCCUCCGCCACGAGUGCUUCCAGAAGGCCCAGGAGGCGCACAGGCGUGGCCUCAAACAGGUCGCAGCGUUCUACUCACAGCAGGGCCAUCAACACACUCAAAGGAUUAAAGAAGCAAACAUGAGGGCAUCGGAACACAUCUUGGCUGAAAGGCGGGAGCUUCUAGAUGAGCACAAUACUCUGGACCUCCAUGGUCUCCAUAUAGAUGAGGCAUUGGUGGCCCUGGAACGCAUCAUCACACAGAAAAUAAGUGAGAGACGUAAACACCUGAUAGUGAUCACCGGGCGGGGGGCUCACAGCCGAGGGGGCGUGGCGAGGCUGAGACCUGCCGUCCUGCAGUACCUGAAGAAGCAACAGUACAGCUAUAGUGAAGAGCAGACAGGCGUGCUGAAGGUAUCAUUGAAAAAUGCAGCGUAAGAUUGGGUCAGGUCAUUUAGUAUCUACGCCAUCUCAUUGAAGUAUGCAGAGUAUUGCUCGCAGUGGUUCUGUAGCAAUAAGCCAUCUGGAAUGGUCUUGUCUUAUCUACAACUACACAUGUCAUUUUGUUUGAAAUGUGUAGGUUCGAUCUUUCAUGCUGGUUACAGUGUAAAGGUGCGAUCUUAAAGUGUGUAGUUACAAUAUUUCCUGUAUUUUUUUUACUAAACAAAUUUUAAUAAGUCUUGAAAGUUUGCUCAAAAUGAAUAAGAAAGUACUAAUGUGUAGAUUUUUUUCAUCUUUCAUCAGUUUUAUGUUGCAAUAACCAACUGUCAAGUCAAUGAAAUUGCAAAUAUCAGGUUCAAUAUUAAAGGACAACAACUAUAUGAUAAUUAAAAAGAUAUUUUUUUGUUUUUAAUGGCAAUAUUGGUCCUAUAUUUGUAUAUUUUAAGUACAACUACACCUUUGUAAACUUUAUUAGUUGCAAUUCGCCUCUACGAGUGUACAAGAUGUUUUGGUCCAAAAUGUGGACAGGGUUGUUCCUGACCAGACUGCGUGAAUGCUCAGUCUGGCCUGGAGCUAAGCUAGGCUAUUUUGCUUGACCUACUUUUGGUUGACACCGCUUACAUGAGUUGUAUAUAACAUUUUUUAAUAUACUUAGAUGAUUGGUAUUGGAUUUGUAUAUAUAUGUGUACGUUUUAUAUUUUAUAAUGAAAAUUGAUUCUGUAAUUGUUAACAAUGUAUGUUUUAAUACUCUUCAGCAUGAAUUAAUUGUCUCAUUUCAGAACUCAUUGUCAUCUCAUUAAAGCGAGUAUGUACGAUUUUUAUAUGUGUUAAAUUGUAAUAUAUUGAUAAAAUUAUGUUACAAUAACACAAAAAGGCAAGCAAAAUUAUACAUUGAAGACGAAUGUCAUAAAAUGCAGCAAAGACAAAUUAGCGCAUUGCAUUAUUGAAGAUAGGAACUUCAUAUUUGGCAUGCAUGUGUAUCUCACGGAGCUGCACAUUUUGAAUGGUGAAAGGUCAAGGUCAAGGUCAUCUUUAAAGGUCAAGGGUCAAAUAUCAUUGUAUUUUUCUUUCCAAAAACUUUAACCUUCGUUAAAGUUUGGUCAUAACCUUUUUAAUAUUGAAGAUAGCAACUUGAUAUUUGGCAUGCAUGUGUAUAACAUGGAGCUGCACGUUUUGAGUGGUGAAAGGUCAAGGUCAUCCUUCAAGGUCAAAGGUCAAAUUUAUGGCUUCAAAGUGGAGCAAUAGGGGGCAUUGUGUUUCUGACAAACACAUCUCUUGUUUAAAAUUUAUAUUGAAAUAUAUGUAUAAUAAGUUUUUUACACAUUUUAUAUAAAUUCAUAAAUAUUUUACAAAAUCGUCAUACUGGCUUUAACAUUAAAUUAUAUUUGAUACUCUAUGCAAUAGCUGAAUAGAAUAUAUUUUUUAGAUGAAUUCAUAUUCAAUUCAUUGACUCGGCUGCAUAUAGCUAGAAACUGUGUUUUUUUUUAAAUUAAGUUAAAAUAUAGACAGAUAUAAAAAUCUAGAUAGUAACUAGGCAUAUUGCCUUUCUAGUUAUAUACUAGCGAUCUCAGAAUUCUCUUAGGUGUCUUAGAUGCAUAAUUUAUGAACUUCAAACGACCUUGAGCAGAGGUGAAGUAAAUAAAUAGUUGUAUAUUUGUAUGUAUAUAUAACCAUUAUGCACAUUGAAACAAUGAAUUUAACAUAAAAUAUUUAAAAAUGUUCAAUGUUUACCAAAUUUUAAUAAAUUUGUACUGUGAUUAUUAUGACAAAUUUCAAUAUUUUCCUCACUUACAGAUAUACUAAUGUAAUGAUUAUUAUUAAUUGUUUAUUGUUCUUUUACAUUUACAUCUCUGAAGUGCUUAUACUAUGUUUGUAAAUAUGAUUGUUACAAUUUUAUUUGAAUGUCGUUUUUAAACGAAAUGUACUUGCAAUUUUGCUGUUGUUACUCCGUUUUUCUCAAAAUAAUAUUAAUGCAUGUAGUUACAUUGUGUCAUUUGAGUAUGGUUAUCUUGUUGGAAGGUAAAUCAAAAUUAGUCGUGCUCUGUGAAAAAGGGGUUUACUGCAUGUGCGUAAAGUGUCGUCCCAGAUUAGCCUGUGCAGUCCACACAGGCUAAUCAGGGACAACACUUUCUGCCUAUACUUCAUUAUGCUCCCCCAAAAAAUUUGGAGGGGAGCAUAUAGUCGCUGCUUCGUCUGUCCGUCCGUGUGUCCGUCCGUGCACAAUUUUUGUCCGGGCUAUUUCUCAGCAAUUAAUGACCGCAAAUCAAUGAAACUUUAUGGGAAGCUUCACUACCAAGAGGAGAUGUGCAUAUUAUCAGCCGGUUCUGGUCGGAUGAUUUUUCACAGAGUUAUGGCCCUUUGAUAUUUUCCAUUAACUGUACAUAUAGUGCAAAUCUUGUCCGGGCUAUUUCUAAGCAACUAAUGAACGGAAUUCAAUGAAACUUUAUGGGAAGCUUCACUACCAAGAGGAGAUGUGCAUAUUAUCAGCAGGUUUUGGUCGGAUGAUUUUUCACAGAGUUAUGGCCCUUUGAAAUUUUCUAUAAAAAAAUUAUUGUCCCCCCAACUACUGUGCCGUCAAGACGUUUCCUUUUAUCUGAAUAUAUAGUGCAAUAUUGUGACAAAAAGACCUUUGGGGAGCUUCACCCGUCUGCGACAGUUUCUUGUUUAUUCUAAGAAGAGACUUUCUUAAAAUGUAAAUUAUCAUAAAAGCGGAAAGUGUCGUCCCUGAUUAGCCUGUGCGGACUGCACAGGCUAAUCUGGGAUGUCACUUUACACACAUGCAUUAAAGCCUUUUUCACAGAGCACGGCCUAAAUGUAUAUUUGUUACGUGGUAUAUGUGAGUCAGGUUAAGAUUGACUGAUAAUCAUUAAUCAGUGAUGUUGCUGUAUAUAAUGUAUGUAAUAUUGUUGACAUUUUGUUUGAAUAUAUAUCUUUUAUUUUGUUUGUUAUUACAGUAUUCUAUACAUUUAAAAUGCAUUCAUUUUAACAGUGUACAAGUGAGUUAUACAGAACACACAAAGCAGGGUUACUCAUUGAUUUGGGCACUAAAUCAAAAUAUGAUACCUUUUAAUUGUAAUACUGAAGAUCCAUUCACUGUUAACAGUUACAUUUUUGAAUUGUGUAAUUAUUUAUGUAUUUAUGUAUACAUUUGCAUCAUUGGUGAUAGGAAAUAUUAAGAAAUGUGUAUUCAUACAGUUUCCACAUUAAUCAUUAAGCAUGAAUUCAUUUGAAUAGACAAGUACAUCUUUUCAUAUGUUAUUUCAAUACAUGUAAAUAUGCUUAUCUUUUUUCUGAUAUUUGCCCUGUAGGACUUACCGGUAUGAUUGACUGGUAUUCUUAUGUGCCCACAUGAAAUGUGUACUCACCUUAAAAAAAUCACUAAUUAUGGUUUGAAAAUCAAAAUAACAUUUUCCUAUUUCAAUAACAUCAAUUUAUAAUAUUUGAAUAUGAUGUUUUUUUUUAUUAUUAUGGUCUGGUAAUUUCCUUAAUGUCCCACAGUGCAUGAUAAAAAAUACCUGAACAUGACAGUAAAUACAAUUAUUUGACAAAAUAAUGAUUUUUAUGUAUUCGAUUUAAUUUUUAUUUCAUGGAAAAAGAUGUGCAGUAAGUUCCUGUUUGCAUACAUGUGUCAGUGAACAAUCAAUAUUCUAAAGCAGAUGUGACAUUUUGCAUUUUCAAGAAUGAAUUAUGAAAGUAUCAAUUAUAGAUAUGGGAAUGGUUUUGAGCAUCUAAGUAUAGAUAUGGGUAUUGAAAUCAGAAAUUUGCUUGUAUACAAAUGCAUAUAGAUUUGAAAGUAUCAGUAUCAAAUUGGGUAUGAUAAAUGUCAUUCUUGUAUAUAAAUGGGUAUCAAAAAGUAAAUUUCAGUAGCGGGAAAGAUAUAAUAGCAAAUUCAAUAAGUAUACUGUAUUGAUAUGAAAGAGAUUGAAAUUCUAGUAUGAAAUGUGUCCACUUUAUAAAAUUCUAGUAUUUAAAUGGGUCCAGUUUAUCAAACUUCUUGUAUUGAAAUGGGUCCACUUUCUCAAUGGGUAUGCUUUCAAAAAUCUUGUAUCAAAAUGGGUCUACUUUAUCAGAGUCCCGGUAUAAAAAUGGGUCACAUUUCGGAAGUCUCAGCGGGACACCCCUACCCUAAAAGUUGGCAAAUUACCCCCCCCCUCGGGAUUGUGAACGUAAAAUUGCGAGUACAAUAUCAGGUUUUCCUAAAUGCUUAUUUAAGAACAAAGACAAAAGAUGAUGUCAAUUUAACAUUUUAAAAAGUUUUCACACCAUUUAAGAAUUUUACAAGAACAAAGCACUCCCUUGAUGGAUUAGGCUUUAGAUGAAUUGGGCUUGCCUGAUGGCAUCUUUAUGUCCCCACCAUUAUAGUGGGGGGGCAUAUUGUUUUUGCCCUGUCUGAUGGUCUAUGUGUUGGUUUGUUUGCUCCAACUUAAACAUUUUGCCAUAAAAUUUUUGCAAUAUUGAAGAUAGCAACUUCAUAUUUGGCAUGCAUGUGUAUCUCAUGGAGCUGCACAUUUUAUGUGGUGAAAGGUCAAGGUCAUCCUUCAAGGUCAAAGGUAAAAUAUAUAGCUUCAAAGCGGCGCAGAAGGGGGCAAAGUGUUUCCGACAAACACAUUUCUUGUUUACUCAUCAUGUAGGGCUUGCAUGAGGAAUUCUACACUGUGACAGAUACAUUUUGAUGUUGUUUUCAGUUUUGGUGUUUCCAGUAUAUACGUUUAUAUGUUUGGUGUUUUCAGUAUAUUCAUUAUUAUGUUAGAUAUAUUAUUUUUAGUACGUAAUCAUUCCAAACAGCAGUCGUAUAUUCUCACCAUCUUUCAAAAUGGUAAACAUGCCCUGUUUUGCCCACAUUUUUGUAAUUGCAUGUCAGGAUGUUAAUUGGUAUUGAUCAUCAUUUGUGUAUACAUGUUGUUCAUGUCUUUGGAUAUUGUGCCUUUUGAGUUUCGUACCAGUGCAGUAUACAUGUAAAUUUAUGUGAAUGUGACUUUCAAGAGACUUCACCAUGCCAACAUAAGCUGUGUACUGAACUUUUUUGACAUACUUUUUCAUGGUUUUCAUUGUCCUCCAUGUCAUUUAAUUUAAGUUUAAUUUUAAACUGACAUAAUUGAUAAUAAUUUGAAAUAAAUAUUCAUUAAUUCAAUCACCGCCACAACUUAAGUAUUACAAUUCAUUUACAUUUCUAUAAUCUAUAUACAUUAAGCCAAAGGGAAACAUGAAUUGUUUAUGACAAAGACAUUGCUCAUUCAAAGUUUAAUUAAAAGUACACACAUUAUGCUUUUAUGCUGUAAAGGUUAUUGCCAUGAAUACAGAAUGAUACCGCUUGUUUCAGAGUGCAACAUUUUAAGUGAUGUUACAUGCAACAAAAGUUGCAAUGCACGGUAUGGAAUUUUUAUGCCCCCCUUCGAAGAAGAGGGGGUAUAUUGCUUUGCUCAUGUCGGUCUGUCGGUCCGUCCACCAGGUGGUUGUCAGACGAUAACUCAAGAACGCUUGGGCCUAGGAUCAUGAAACUUCAUAGGUACAUUGAUCAUGACUCGCUGAUGACCCCUAUUGAUUUUGAGGUCACUAGGUCAAAGGUCAAGGUCACGGUGACCAGAAAUAGUAAAAUGGUUUUUGAAUGAUAACUCAAGAACGCAUACGCCUAGGAUCAUGAAACUUCAUGGGUAGAUUGAUCAUGACUUGCAGAUGACCCCUAUAGAUUUUGAGGUCACUAGGUCAAAGGUCAAGGUCACGGUGACCCGAAAUAGUAAAAUGGUUUCCGGAUGAUAACUCAAGAACGCAUACGCCUAGGAUCAUGAAACUUCAUGGGUAGAUUGAUCAUGACUUGCAGAUGACCCCUAUUGAUUUUGAGGUCACUAGGUCAAAGGUCAAGGUCACGGUGACCCGAAAUAGUAAAAUGGUUUUCGGAUGAUAACUCAAGAACGCAUACGCCUAGGAUCAUGAAACUUCAUAGCUACAUUGAUCAUGACUUGCAGAUGACCCCUAUUGAUUUUGAGGUCACAAGGUCAAAGGUCAAGGUCACGGUGACCCGAAAUAGUAAAAUGAUUUUCGGAUGAUAACUCAAGAACGCUUUUGCCUAGGAUCAUGAUACUUCAUAGCUACAUUGAUCGUGACCCGCAGAUGACCCCUAUUGAUUUUCAGGUCACUAGGUCAAAGGUCAAGGUCACAGUGACAAAAAUCGUAUUCACACAAUGGCUGCCACUACAACGGACAGCCCAUAUGGGGGGCAUUCAUGUUUUACAAACAGCCCUUGUUAGUUAUUUAAAUGUUGAGGCGUAUUGUAUAUAAUCACUGGUCUGAUAGGUGAUGUCACUUGGGUCAUUCUAAAUGGCAAUAUUUGAAAUAUUUUAUAUACAUAAAUAAUUACACCAUAGAAAAUUAAAUACAAUUAAAUUUUCUAAAUCUUUGAUGCGUUUUAUGUUUUGCUAAGUCAGCAUGAAUCAAUAUUUUUUUCAUGUAUUUCUGUAGUAGAUUACAGUUGAGCUGCUAUGAUUUGUUGUUACAGGUUUUGAUAGCAAAGUGUAACUUCUAUACCAAUAAACAUAUAUUGUACAUCACAUGACAUGGACCAACAUGAUUCAGGGAGUAAAACGCAUAUGCAGUUCUUCUUGUACUUAUGUGUGCACAUUAUUCUAACAUGAACAGCUUAUCAUCCCAUAUUUUAUAUCUAGUUACACAUGUAGGACAUUGGUAUGUAAACUGUAGUAAUUUUAGUAAUAAUAAUUGUAACUAAAACAGUUUUUUGGUAGUUGUUGUUCUGCCUGAUAACAUAUUAAUAUUUAAUUGUAUAUACGAUAUAGUUGUACAGAUGUAUGCAAUUAACAUGCUAAAACUAUAUUAGACGCAAGCUUAAUAUUUGCCUUUACAUAUAAUAAUGUAUACAUGUAUAUAUUCAAUGAAUUAUGUUCAUUUAUAGCAAAAUAAGUAUUUUAAAUAUAGACUUUUAACUAGCCUUACAAUGUUUUGAGUGCACACGUGUGGUAUAUAUUUUGUUUUAAUAAAGUCACAUUUUA
This is a messenger RNA of Dreissena polymorpha, 13504 nucleotides long. RefSeq lists its product as uncharacterized. The record is from RefSeq and is a predicted model, not a curated record. Bases 114 to 6500 code for a protein of 2128 amino acids. Gene Ontology annotation, molecular function: ubiquitin binding. Lineage: Eukaryota; Metazoa; Mollusca; Bivalvia; Myida; Dreissenidae. The transcript has 20 exons.